Messenger RNA from Thunnus maccoyii (southern bluefin tuna), 7386 nucleotides. RefSeq names its product transforming growth factor, beta receptor III (gene tgfbr3). The record is from RefSeq and is a predicted model, not a curated record. The coding region runs from base 406 to 2934 and encodes 842 amino acids. NCBI's taxonomy places the organism in Eukaryota, Metazoa, Chordata, Actinopteri, Scombriformes, Scombridae. The transcript is spliced from 17 exons.
CUCGCGCACAGCUCAGCCUCCUCCCUCCAAGCGCCGCCUCCAGAUGAAGCCCUCACUUAAAAAGCAGAUAGAUAGUAAACUGUUUAAAACUUAGAGUCAGAGGGGCUGUUUUUCCACUGUUAUGUAAAAUAUCGCGUCAACUUCGUCCACGCUUCCUCGUCAAAACAACGGAAUGGAGUGAACGUCCAACCGAGAGAGGAACGACUCUGAUUUAUCCGCAUCCACCAAGAGCGACUUUAAACUUCAACCAAGUUUACUUGGACAUUUUCUGGAGACUCUGCAUGCUGGAGCUUGUCGCUGACUUCCUGUAGACUGCUUCAUAGAGAGGGAAACCUUUUCUGAAAAGCAGGAGAAAGGCCUGUUCACCCACCUUCUCUACACUGGAAGCUGCAGGAUAAUAACACAAUGGCUCGAAGAUCCACUGUUCCCUUGUUACUUCUUGCAAUGUGUUGCCUGGCAUCUGCAGGGCCAUUAUUUCGCAGCCCAUGUGAGUUGCUGCCGGUGGGGAUGGGACACCCAGUGCAGGCCAUGUUGAAGAGCUUCACCGCCCUGUCAGGCUGUGCAAGCAGGGGCACCGCCAACCUCCCUCAGGAGGUCCACAUCAUCAACCUGAGAGGACUUGCUCCAGAGGGACCAGACAACACCCAGGCAGAAGUUGAGCUGCAUCUGAAGCCCAUCCAGUCUUUGUUGCGCCACCAGAAGCCCCUGGUCUUCGUGCUCAACUCCCCCCAACCACUGAUCUGGAAGAUCAAGACAGAGAACCUGGCCCCGGGCAUCAAACGCACCUUUCAUGUAUCUGAAGGCUCAGAGGUCCACUUUCAGCAGGGAAACUUCUCCCUCUCCUGCCAGAUCCAAAAGGAGAUCCUUCCCCAUGGCAAUGAGCACCUCCUCAACUGGGCCCAGAGGAAGUACAGGGCAGUCACCUCUUUCUCUGAGCUCAGGAUGACUCAAGACAUCUACAUCAAAGUUGGAGAAGAUCCAGUGUUUUCUGACACCUGCAAGAUUGAUACCAAGUUCCUGUCUCUGAACUACCUGGGGGGCUACGUGGAGUCACAGGCAUCAAAGGGCUGUGUCCUGUCUGGACCUGACAAAGACAGAGAAGUCCACAUAAUUGAGCUUCAAGCCCCGAACUCCAGCAGUGCAUUCCAGGUAGAUGUCAUAGUAGAUCUACGGCCUAUGGAGGAUGAUGCCCCACUGCAUCGGGAUGUCGUCUUGCUGCUCAAGUGCGCAAAGUCUGUCAACUGGGUUAUCAAGGCCCACGGUGUGAUUGGCAGACUGGAUGUAGUGGCCUCUGACACCGUGAGUGUUAGUUCAAAUACGGAAAAACUGAUGCAAGUGUCAAAAUCCCCCAAGCAGCACUUGCCAUCAGGGUCACAAGCCUUGAUCAAGUGGGCAGAGGAGCACAGCUAUAGUCCAGUCACGUCUUACACCAGCACUCCUGUGGCUAACCACUUCAAUAUCCGGCUCAGAGAGCCAGAUGUGGUGGAUCCUCUGGACAGCAUGUUUCCCCCAGAGCUCUCCAUCCUGCGUGACUCAAGUCCUCAUCCAGGAGCAGGAACUGCUUCACGGCGCUCCAGUCUGCCCUUUCCCUUCCCUCCACCUGUUUCUCAGGGCCUGCCCCACCUGCCGCUGCCCUCCCUCCUUGAUGACCGUCCCUGGGAGAACGGAGAGCCAGAGGAGCACCAGGGCGUUCUGAGCGUCGGCCUCAGUGUGCAGUGCGAAGAAACAAAGAUGGUGGUCAGCAUCGACAAAGAGAGCCUGCAAGCGAACGGAUUUGCUCAUGCCAACCUCACACUCCAAGACCCAGAAUGCAAAGCAACAGUCAAUGCCACCCACUACACGCUGGAAACUCCUCUGACUGGUUGUCAAACCACCGUAUAUCCCAUGCAGGGUAGCUCAAUGGCCCUUUACAUCAACUCUGUCUUGAUAAGUCAUGCUGAGACUAAGGAUGGGAGUGGUGGACCCCUGGAGUAUGAGGAUCUGGAAUCUGGAGACGUGUUGUUCCCAAGGGACACAGUGGAGUUAGAGAGGACAUUUACGGAGCCCAUAGAGCACCAGUCCGUCAUAGUGUUCAAUUGCACGUACCGAAAGAGUCAGGAAACCCACGAUACACUUCCCAGGAUUGUACCGGGACCAGCGAAGCAACCGGUCAACAACAUGACCUAUAACAUGGAGCUGUACAACACAUUGCCGAUCAACAACCCCUCACGCCAGGCCUUCCACACCGUCGCACAAAAUCAGCAAGUCUUUGUGGAGGUCACAUCAACCGCAUCAGAUCCGGAACUGGGGUUCACCAUUAUAUCGUGCUUCAUUUCUCCCAACUCCAACCCCAGCGUGGCCUCAGACUACAUUCUCAUUGAGACAGUCUGCCCCAGAGAUGACUCGGUCAAUUACUAUCCUCAGAGAGACUUUCCUGUCCCUCACGCCCAGAUGGAUAAGAAAAGUUUCAGCUUCACCUUCAAUUCAAAGUUCAACAUGUCCCUUCUCUUCCUGCACUGUGAGAUGUCUUUGUGCGCGAAAAGAUCUGAGAGCAACCAAAGACUACCACCGUGCUUACAAUCCAGUGAAACUUGUGAUUCCCUGACUUUGGACAAUAUCCUAGCGAUGAUGAUGAACACCAAGACGUCUACCAAGCCGCUGGUUGUGGUGAAUGGAUCUGUUCAGCCAGUUCCUCCAAAACCAAGCCCAUCAGAUCCCCCUAUUGAGAGCACAAUGUACGUGCUAGACACUCCGACAGUGGUGGGGAUCGCCUUCGCAGCCUUUGUGAUUGGGGCUCUGUUGACCGGAGCCCUGUGGUUUAUCUACUCGCACACAGGUGAGACAGCUGGCACACAGCAGGUCCAGAGGUCUCAGCCCGCCUCAGAGAACAGCAGUGCAGCCCACAGUAUCGGCAGCACACAAAGCACACCCUGCUCCAGCAGCAGCACGGCAUAGCCCAGGGCACCCCAGCGGGACACGCAGCCCAGCCAUGGCACAGGAAGGGCCCGGACGGUUCACAGGGACCGGUUUGUGGACUCUAGUUUCCUUCGAUGAAAGGACUUAUUUUGGGGAUGCAAUAGGAAGGAAAGAAGUGUGAUUUAUAAAAAAAAGAAGAAAACACACAAUAACACCUUUAGUUCUUGUGUAAAUUCCUUUUGUGCCACUUCAAGCGUGUGCCGACUAAUGUGCUGACCUGGUGUUAUUGGUCUGCAGUAGUAGUGAGACUCAGCUUGGCAGCCUCACCUCAUAUCUAGUAUCUUACUAAAACUACAACAAACAAAUGUGAGUUUAUACCAGACAUUUCUCUACAAUCCAAAUGCUGCUUUUUUUCCACCAUACAGCCUUUUGUUUUGACCUUAAAAGGUUUGAUUUAGGCUGUUUGUAACAAGCAGGUGUACUCUAACAGCAAGGAAAAGCAAUAGCAGUGAUGUCAGUAUUAGUAAGUGAGAUGUUUAUGGCUGGACUGUAGCACAUUACUUUAUGACACGCAACCCUGGAGGUGGCAAAGGAGCAAAACAACCACUAUUAACAUUCGGACAAAAGUGCAGUAUGAAAGGAAGUCAUCAUCUUCACACACAGUGAGAUAAUGACUUUAAAAAGAUAAGAAACAGUGUAGGUAUUGAAUGUAUUCAGAAGAGUAAAUGCCAAAAAUGUGAAAGAAAAAUGUGAAAGACAUGCUGAUAAAAAGCCACAUUGUAUAAUGUACUAAUUUCAGUCAAUCUGCCCUCAAUAUAGAUUUGUACACACAGUAUGGUAAAACAUAUUUCACAUGUGCUGUCUAUACCGUAGCUAUAGUGAUGCAUUUCAGUAGAUCUAGGUCUAAGCUAAGGUCUGAGUCUCAAUUUUCAACUUCACAGGGGCAUUAUGGGUUCCUUUUUACUAUAUGAACAGUUUUCAUUUAUGAAUAGUUCAACAUUUUGGAAAAUAUACUUAUUUAAGAGUUCGACAAGAAGAUUGAUACCACUCACAUGUCUGAACUGGAUGCAGGAGGGGAAUAGCCUAGCUUAGCAUAAAGGCUGGAAACUGCUAAUUCAGAGGAAUGGUUCAACAUUUUAAAGAAUAAAAACACAAAUUGUUUUACAUUUCUGUCUAUGCACGGGUUAAACAGACACGAUUUACAUGUUAAUUAGCGAGCUUUAGAAGCAUUGGACAUAGCCAAGCUAGCUGUUUCCUCCUGCUUCCAGUGCUAAGUGCUUUAUGCUAAGCUAGGCUAAUCCUUUUGACUCCAGUUCUGUACUCAACACACAGACAUGAGAGUGGUAUCAAUCUAUUUAUCUCACUCUUGGAAAGGAAGUGAAUGAGUUUAUUUCCCAAAAUGUCAAAUUAUUCUUUUUUAAAACAUGUAUAUUUUUUGUAAAUAUUGUAAAUACUCAAAAAUAUUAUGAUGCAGAGUGUGUGCAAAUGCUGUUGGAUUCUGUUGUCUGGAUUAGACAGGAUUAACAUUUGCAAGUUAAUACUAUUGUGUACUUUAAAAGUGAUAAAAUUUGAACCACAAUGUUGAAUGACAGGAUCAACAUAUGGUAUAAGUUAAGGACAUGACCCUCAAAUCAUUGUCACAUAUUUGUCCUUUUACAAUAGGGCUGCUACUCAACAUUAUUUUCAUUAUUGAUUAAGCUGUUGAUUACUUUUUUGGCCAAUCAGUUAAUCAUUUAGUUUAUAAAAUGUCUGGAAAUUAUGAAAAUCAUAAUCAUUUUCUAUUAAUUGACUAAUCAACUGAUGGAAUAAUCAUUUCAGCUAUACUUUACACAUUCAGUCAGUUGUCCUGUUAUCAGAUAGAGCCAGAGGAGGAGUACUUUUAUUACAUUAUAAAGCCAAAUAUAUAUGGAUAUGGAUUUUCUUAUCCCAGCUAUUUUUGUAUAAAUCUUGGCACUGACAAUGUGUUGAUUAGAAAGAAUAAGCUGUAGCUGAAGGUCAUCAUUAUGGACAUAUAAUUUCAUGUUUUGCCAAUGUGUUCCUCAAACUGCAACACCACGACUACCCCACCGUCUCAGAAUAAUAUGAAUGUUUGCCGUAGUGCCUUCCUUUAACCUGUAUGUGUUUUCUUUUUGUCAGACUGUGUGUGGGACAAACUGGGGCCUUUGAAUUGCAGAGGGAGGUUUCCCUGUAACAAUUUAACCGUGUCUCCAGUAAGGAGUAACAAGAAAAACAGAAUGUAUAUUAUCUCAAAGCUUUUGAUUUUUUAAAUUCUUUUCUUAUGUAAACAUGUAUAAAGCUUUCUACAGAGGGAACAGAGUAUAAAUAUAUAUAUUUGUGUAUAAAAUUAUAUUUUGGAAUAUAUUUACCAAGAGAAAUUUAUUGUCUUCUAUGUGUGUAAGUACUGUGAAUUGUGGAUGUGCUCAUAACACACGUUUGUGGGGGAUUUAUUUGGUUUAUUCAUAAAAGUCUCAUGGCAUGUUUUUACGACACUUUCACUGAUGAAAAUGAAAUAUAUACAAAAUUAUUCAGCACAUUGUUAAAAGAAUCACAUGUUGAGUCUGUUUUACUGACUAAAAAAAGUCAAAAGUAAACAUUUUCCUGACAAAAUUUGAAAAAUAGAUAUGUAUACCUAAAUUUAAAAAGAAAUCACAUCUAGAAACAUUUUAUACAUAUUUAUAAAUUAGACAGAUGUGUAUAUUUCAUUAUCAAGGAAUGUCAUAAAACAUGUUAUGAAAUUAUAAUAACACAAUAUAUAAAUCGUUUUUAAACAAAGCAUUACUUGCAAGUUUUUAUUCUUCAAUACAUGGAAUACAACUCAUAAUGUUUUGUUUAAACAAUAUUAUCAUUUUUUCAUCUGAUCUUUUUUUUAAUUCCCCACUUGGCAAUACUGGCUCAUUCUUGCUGUUGCGGAUUGAUUACUAUGUUGUAUAAAUAAUAGGUUUACUCAAAUAGUUUCAUAUGAAGUGAAUCAGAAAUUAAUAUAUUUGAAUAUAUAUCUUAAAUACAAACUUCAUAUCAUUGAAGAUAAGCUGUAACAAUGCGUAUUAAACUAUAUUUUUAUCCUGAUAUUAGUAAAUAAUUACAUGUAGUUUCACAUGAAAUCAGUGAUUUAUUCAGUUAUCACCAAAUAACAGAAACCCAGAUCCCAAAUUAAAUGCUGUUUGGUCCUUCUGUUGUCAAAACAAUUAUUUUUUCUCCCUUAAAAUAAUUUUUGCUCAACCACUGAUGAUAGCAGUUAAGCCAAAUUUGGAAUAUGGAAGUGGAAUAUAUAUUAAGUGUAAAUGUAUUCAGUUAGAAUGGAGGGUGGAAUAAAUCCAGCUAUCAUGUUAUUGUGUUUCUGGAAACUCAACUGUUUUCAAUAACACUUGAGAAAUAAAUUUUGAGUUGUAUUAGAACCACUUGGUUUUAGAGCAACAUUAGAACUUGUUUGUUUUAUUGGGCUUCUUGCCAGGUGUGUCCCCUGCCAAAACCCAAACCUUUUGAAACUCAAUUCCACAUAUACAGCAUUGAUAUGUAGUGCACUUUUGCUGUUAUCAAGCAGAAUUAUUGUGAACAACAGCACUCUCUCCCACUGCAUAUAGAAUAUACUUAGUGAAAGAUCCAUGUCCUGCAGAGUGGAAAUGUGCCUCAGCCUAUAAUCAGCGGUCACUGUGGGAUUAAGGGUUUUUGACAUUCCUGUAGUUUUGCGGUUUCUCUUAUCGACUGUGGCAAAUCCAUCUCCCAUAUGUAAUUAUCCCCUCCGCCCCUCGUGUCAUGCUGUUACGCGACCGAGCCUCAAAUUAUGUUCUGGAUCUAAUCUUCUCAUUUGGGGAUAUUCUUUCACUCAAACUAACGAUACGUUUCAUGAGAGUUGUUGUUCAAGUAUCAACAUUCCUCCUUUUGGCCCAGUGCAUGCUGGGAAAAGCUCCACCACUUCCCCAAUCCUGACCAUGAAGAAAUAAGUAUAGAUAAUAAGUUAUCAAUAUGAAAUAAUGAUGCUGUAUUACACAAUAUUGGCACUGUUACAAUAAGUGUGCUGAAGGAGCAAAAGACUUUCACUUCAUGAUUUGUAGUUAAUGCUGAACUCAGAACAGCUGUAAUCAGAGCACAGAUCCAUAUGUCUAGAUGUUGAUUGUAUUUUUUUUUAACCAUUUGACUACCUCGUGUUUUUCUAUGAAUGUGUCUUUUGUGUACAAUUUGUGUGUCUGUAUGUGUGUGCCUAUGUUUGAACUCAAGAAAAGUGUAAAUGCUUGUAGAUUAUAUUGCAGUUGGAUGAUUAGGGGCCCCCACCUGUUUGUGGUUUUAUUGCAGUUUUUUUUUUCUUUUUUCAAUCUCAAAGCAAACAAUGAAGAGUUUGCACUUUCCCAUGAUGCCAAGAGUGCCCUUUUCUGGGUGUUGUAAAUGUGUUGGUUACCUGUUUUGUUUUGUUUUUUUGGUCUUUUUAUAUGCUGUAAAUAUGCAUGAUAUUUGUAUAUCCAUUAUGCCCAAUAAAUUUUACAUCAUAAUUCACAA